Molecule: messenger RNA, 1404 nt
Organism: Penicillium odoratum
Lineage: Eukaryota; Fungi; Ascomycota; Eurotiomycetes; Eurotiales; Aspergillaceae
Exons: 5
Coding region: 1-1404 (467 amino acids)
Biological process (GO): transmembrane transport
Molecular function (GO): transmembrane transporter activity
Source: RefSeq, a predicted model, not a curated record
AUGUUUCAAGGUCACGCCAAAAAGCAUGGUGCUCCCUGGGGUCAUGGGUGGCGAUCAUCUGAUACUUUCAUCGUCAGUACGAUGAGUCUGGCGUUGUUUACUGAUGAACUACUUUUUGCCUUCAUGCUGCCUUUACUACCUACUGUUCUAGAGCAUCGAAUCGGCUUGGAUCCAUCUCUGACUCAGAAAUACACAUCUAUCUUUCUUAUAGAAGGAGCCUUCGUGUCUGUGGUAUCAAGUCCAUUCAUUGGGUCGAUAGCCGACGCAACAUCUAGCAAAAAGGCGCUUUUAUUGACCCUUCUUGUAUUGGCCUUGAUCAGUACUAUCUGCUUGUCACUCACAACCCAAUUGAUAUGGCUAUUUGUUGGUCGAUUCUUCCAAUGUAUCACUAGCAAUGCCUUGUGGGUUGUGGGAAUGGCAACCAUGGCCGAGAAUCUUGGAACAGAGCAUAUGGGCAAGAUUGCAGGCUUGACCUCUACGCUUACAUCUGCGGGCACCACCGCCGGGCCGGUUCUUGGAGGACUAUUGUUUGAAUUGGGAGGGUACUGGUGCGCGUGGGCGGGCGUGGCCGUUUUUCUAUUGGUGGACAUCUUCAUGCGCCUCAUCAUGAUCGAAAAGCCUGUCAAGCCUGGGCGGGUAACAGAAGACCGGGAACGAGAGCCUCUCCUGCAAGAUGCUGCGCCUGCAGUUGAUGGUGAACAGUCUGAUCGGCCAGUUUCAAUAGAGGUGCGAGGAUGGGGCUUCCAUGUUUGCGUUUUCGGCGAGACGAGAUUCUCUGCGGGAAUUUUCUCUGACUACGUCUAUGCUUUACUAAUUGGCUCCUUCGAAAGUACUCUGGCUGUACACGUGAGAGCCGCGUUUGGAUGGAGAGCUCUUCAUGUCGGACUAUUGUUAGCAGUUAUCCAGAGCCCUGGAAUGAUAUUGGCAGGUCCGGUAGGCUGGAUGAAAGAUCGGAUAGGGUCGCGGGCUCCGACUGCAGCGGGAUUUUUUGCUUUGGUACCUUUCAUCGUGCUCUUGGGAGUUCCCGGCGACAGCUCAUUUCCCUGGGCGGAAGCCUGGGGAAAGUACAUCUACGUGGGUUCCAUGGCCACGAUUGGAUUUCUAUUCUCACUUCUAGGCGGGACAGGCUCAAUGGCGGCAACUGAAACCAUUGACGCCGUCGAAGCGCGCGAGCCUGGUAAAUUUGGUCCUAACGGAGGUUACUCUCGCGCUAUAGCCGUGACUAGUAUGACUUGGAUGGCUGGACUUAUGACAGGUCCUCUUUUAGCGGAGUUUGUCAUGGGACAUUUCGGAUACUUUGAACUGCAACUUUGUCUUGGAGUGAUAUCCUUGAUAGCUGGAUUUGUCGCUCUGUUUUUCCUGGGCUCUAUCCAGUCGAAGUCAACAGAGCAGCAAGGUGUCUAA